AUGAGAAAGUUUGCUUUUGGGUUAAAAAAAGAUCUGAUUCUAGAGAGCAAAACUGCUUUGCUCAUGAGGGAUAUGGACAUGUCGAGGCUGACUAUUCAUAUGCAGCAGGUUGAAGAUGAGAAGAGAAGGCAGGCAGAAUAUAGAGAUAUGCAGGUGCUCCUUACCCCCAACAGUCAGGCGAUAGACAUCAUUAUGGUGGUAACAAUUCUCAGGUGCAAGAAGCCUAGUCUCAGGCAAGUGGAGGGAUUCUAUGAGAAAGGUAGGGAUAAGUGCUUUAAGUGUGUCCAAGUAGGCCAUCAGCUCAGGGAUUGUACGUCUAACAAGGUUUCUACGGGGGAGAAUAAGAUUUUAAUGGUUUCAUAUUUUGUUCCUACACCCGAUGGUAUGGCACCAGCUUUUGUUACUGCUUCUAGUUUCAGUGCUGGUUGGAAUAGGUUGUAUACUUUGGCGUCCUGUCAGGAAUCUGAGGUAUCAUCUGAUAUUGUUACUGGUACGUUAUAG
Capsicum annuum is the source of this 501-nucleotide messenger RNA. RefSeq lists its product as uncharacterized. The transcript is spliced from 3 exons. NCBI's taxonomy places the organism in Eukaryota, Viridiplantae, Streptophyta, Magnoliopsida, Solanales, Solanaceae. Gene Ontology annotation, molecular function: zinc ion binding; nucleic acid binding. The record is from RefSeq and is a predicted model, not a curated record. Bases 1 to 501 code for a protein of 166 amino acids.